This is a messenger RNA of Plutella xylostella (diamondback moth), 1066 nucleotides long. RefSeq lists its product as uncharacterized. NCBI's taxonomy places the organism in Eukaryota, Metazoa, Arthropoda, Insecta, Lepidoptera, Plutellidae. The record is from RefSeq and is a predicted model, not a curated record.
UGGAAAAAAAGUUAUUGAAAUGUCAAAAACAAAUUUUCAUUCGCUUUUCACGUCGAUUUGUUUGUGUAUUUUUCGAAAAUUCCUUAAUCUUUAAGUAGAAAAGCUGUUCCAAACGAUUAUAAUUCCGUUUAUAUUCACAAAAGUUCAUUCUUCAAAACCGCGUGUGUUCGUAAAACUCUAUUUUCGGCAAACAUUGUACCGCGUAUGGUGAUCCCCAAAAACGCUAUUAAAUAAUUUGUUCCUCGAUAGAAUAUUAAGGGGAAACACGAUUAAAAUGGAUAGAUACGAUGAGUACGAGUCCAGCCGCCACGACAGGAGGUAUUACCCCACUCAAGUUGAGCUCCCAAAAGUUGGAUACUCUCCUAACCAUAGAACCUACCAGUCUUCUUCAAAUCCAGCUUCUAGAUCGUCAUCUUCAUCCACAUACGACGGAGCGAGUCGUAGAUACUCCCAAGAAUACGAAGAAAGCUCCGGCUACGUCGCCGUGGACCCAAAGACCUUGGAUUUCGACAAGCUCGUCGAGUUACUCAACCCAAAAUUCCAAUCUGAAUACCUGAACCGAAUACUGGCAUUCCUGAACAGUAAGAAUAGAGAGAUUUGCUUCCCGAAUAUCGCCCCUUAUAAAGAGUCGUUUUUGAUGAAGCUCGUGACUGACAAAGAGAAUCUUCGCAACAGGGGCUUCAACGAUAUUUGCAAAUGUAUCUGUCGUGAGAUUUUAAGAGUGUUGGAAAGUAAUAAGAAUGCAUACAAAUUGGUGCACUCGUAUGAAAGUGGUAUUGUUACAAAACGUGUGCUGGUGUACCAGAAAGUUUAUUAUAACUCAAGACAAGAUGGCAGUGAGCGGGAUAUUUUCAAAAUGCCUCAAUCCUCAGACAACAAGUCUCGUCAGAGCAUCGCGUCUGCCACAUCAUUCAGCACGGAGUACAGUUCCACGGACGGUGACCGCAGACGCAGCACAAGUAAAGAGCGAAGCAGACUGAUACACAAGAGUCUUGUACAAAUCUGUAGGAAUAUACCUAACAACUUCUUAUACUUCAUCAAAAAUGAGAAAAACUACCUCACGUGA